AUGUCCACAAAAGACCAACCCCCGCCAAACCAACACCCGCGCCCGCCCACAGAACCAUCGACCAUCCCCUUCUCCUCCCUCCCCCUCGACCCCACAGGCCCGCCAGGAAACGCAUGGGGCCGUUUCGGGCCCCAUGACCAACUUGGCACGCUGAAUCUCAUCACACCGUCUGUUGUCGCGGCCGCUGCGGGGGAGGUUAGGAGUGGGGUUAGGGUGUCGCUUGAUUGGUGUACGGUAAUCUUCCUCUAUCUUACCCCUAACACCUUAAACUUCCCUGCCCAGCCCUCUCAUCCUCCUGCCCUCCUCCACGCCAGCCUAAUUCCCGCUGCAACCAUAGCAAUCGCCCAAGCAGGUGGCAUAACAACCCGCGGCGUCCUCCUCGACUACGUUGCCUUCGCCGGCCGCCACUCCAUCCCCCUCUCCCCUUUCACCUCCACCCCAAUCCCGCUCUCCCAUCUCCACCAACUCGUUACCGAAUACGCCAUCACAUUUCGCCCGGGCGAUGUCCUCUUCAUUCGCUCAGGCUUCACACAAGCCUACAACACCCUCUGUCCCGAUGACCAGAGAAUUCUGGUAGAAACAGGCUUAGAUGGAGGGGAUGCAGGCGAUUUCGCAGGCGUAGAAGCAACGCAAGACGUGUGUGAGUGGAUCUGGGAACACGAAAUUGCUGCCGUGGCGGGGGAUGCGCCGGCGUGGGAGGUGGCGCCCCUUGGGGGUAGGGAUAGGAAAGGGUUCCGAUUGCAUGAGUGGUUUCUGGCAGGGUGGGGGAUGCCGGUUGGGGAGAUGUUUGAUCUGGAGGAGUUAGCCGGGGUGUGUGAGCAGGAGGGGAGGUGGAGCUUCUUUGUGUGUAGUAUGCCGCUGAAGACCCCUUCACUCAAAAUGCUCAAAGCACUAUCCCUCCCGCUGCUGCUCCUUGGCCUCCUCCUUCCAUUCACGAUCAAUGCAGCACCAGAGAUCGAAAAGCGCUGGGGCUGCCUCAACGAUGGCGAAGCCAGCAAGUUCCUCCAGAUCUACAUUUCCUUCUUUGAGAAGCUCGACCCCAAAACAGCUAAAAAGUAUCUCACGCCCGACUUCUUCGAAGUGUCAGCAAGUCUGAACUUCCUGCUUGGAAAGCUGCCCGACGCACAAACCUACACCUCCCGCUCCGACUUCAUCACCGCCCAAACUACGCAACAGAGCUCCGGGGCCCCCGCAGAAAAGUUCACAGUCCUCGACACCAUCCACGGCUGCGACACGAUCUGGUUCCGCUGGGUCGACAACAGCAAGCCUGUGCCGCUGUAUGGAUUUGAUGAGUUUUAUCUGGCAAGGAGUGGUGGGCAUGGGCCUCAUGGUGGUGGAGACUGGCAGAUCAACAAGGCAUACUCCGAGUUUAAUAAUGCGGCUGUGUUGUAUAAUGCCGGGUUGUUUCCUUGUCCGGGCACCUCGCCCGGAGGGAGCAAUGGGACCAAGGCUACGCGCUAG
Messenger RNA from Bacidia gigantensis, 1461 nucleotides. RefSeq lists its product as uncharacterized. Gene Ontology annotation, molecular function: arylformamidase activity. The record is from RefSeq and is a predicted model, not a curated record. Bases 1 to 1461 code for a protein of 486 amino acids. The transcript has 4 exons. Lineage: Eukaryota; Fungi; Ascomycota; Lecanoromycetes; Lecanorales; Ramalinaceae.